AUGGAUAUUGAAAAUGAAAAAACAGGAGCAAUAAGGACUGUUAAUGUUCAGAUUCAUUAUGAUUACCUUCCUAAGUAUUGCAAGGAAUGUAAAUUACAGGGACAUGAUGAAUAUGAUUGUAGAAUUAUAAAUCCAGAGCGUGUUCAGUAUGACAAUGAAAGGGAGGAAAUGCCAAAGGAGAAUGGCAAGACAAAACCUCAUAAAAGCUCUGAUGAAGUGCACAAUAGUAAGGAAAGCAAUAAAGAUCUCCAAGAGGAUAAAGAAAUUGAAGCAAAAAAGGCCAAGAGAUUACAAGCAGAGGAACAACAUAAUAAAAAGCAGACUAAUGACAAAGGCAAACAAAAGCAAGAGGAUGGAAACCAACAAGGAUAUGAAGGGAAAAAGAAUUAUGGAAAAUACAAUUAUAGAGGAUACAAUAAUUUGUACAAUUAUUCUGCUAGAGUGUUGGCAGGUGGAAGAGUGUUAGGAAAUUCGGGAAAUUGGAAUCCCAUCAAAGACAACAGAAACUUCAAUGCUGAGAAGGGAAGUGCAAAUCAUAGCAACCAGAAAGAGACAACAGUCACUGCUACAUGCAACAAAUUUAACACUUUGGUGGACUUGGAGGAGGAACAAGAAAAACAAAAUGAAACACAAGAAGGAAGCACACAUAGUAGUAAUCCUGUUAAAGAGACAGCUAGGCCAUGGGUGGAUGCUGCCUUUGGGAAACAAACAGAAAAUAACAAAGUUAUGAAAGAGCAGGGAAAGAUAGAUAGCAGACAAGAGCAAGAUAAUAAGAAGGAAAAAGGGGUAGGGGAUAAUCAGUCAGAGGAGAUAGCCAUACAAGAUUCAGAAAGAACAAUUACAGAUAUCGUGGAAAAUGAUAACAAAAAAGAAGAUGAUAACAAACAGAUUACUGAAGGCCAAGACGUACUUCAACCCAUAGAAGUACCUGACAGUGUUAAUUCAAGCUCAUAUCAGCAAGUGGAAUCGGCUAGACAACAAGUGGAUCAAAUGAAGGACUUACCGGAAGAGCCUCCUGAUACAAACAAUAUGGGUGAAGGAGAUACAACAUCAUCUGCAAAUAAGGAACAAAAUAAUGAAAGGGAAACACAAGCAAGGGAUCAGAGAGAUCAAAACAACAAAGAUACAGCCAUAGAAAUGCUGGCAAUUUCAGGAAAUCAUAAGUAUCAACUGGUAGCCAAAGAUAAUGAAAACACAACACAAGAAGAAGUGAAUCAGAAUAACAUAGAUAUUGGAGAGGAGGAAACAGGUGAAACUAUUAGUUCUGAUUUAAUGGAGGGCAACAAUAAAGGAGAUAUUUCCCCUAAACACUUGACAAAAACUAAAAAGGGUCACAAGACAAGAGAUAAAAGUGUUCCUCCCAAGACAGUGAGAGAAGUACAAACAAGGAUGGCAUGUUCUAAAGGAGUUUCUCAAUGA
Molecule: messenger RNA, 1419 nt
Organism: Lycium barbarum (goji berry)
Lineage: Eukaryota; Viridiplantae; Streptophyta; Magnoliopsida; Solanales; Solanaceae
Exons: 1
Coding region: 1-1419 (472 amino acids)
Source: RefSeq, a predicted model, not a curated record